GGGAAUAAAAUCAGCAGUGUUGAUAUUACAAAAUGACAAAACAUCCUCCGAAUAGAAGAGGGAUCAACUUUGAGGUGGGAGCCCAGUUGGAAGCCCGUGACAGAUUAAAAAACUGGUAUCCAGCUCACAUUGAAGAAAUUGAUUAUGAAGAAGGAAAAGUACUUAUCCAUUUCAAACGCUGGAACCACAGAUAUGAUGAAUGGUUUUGUUGGGACAGUCCUUAUUUGCGUCCCUUAGAGAAGAUACAGUUAAGAAAAGAAGGAUUACAUGAGGAAGAAGGCUGUGCAGGAUUUCAUAUAAAUGACCAGGUAUUGGCAUGUUGGUCUGACUGUCGCUUCUAUCCAGCCAGAGUUACUUCUGUUAACAAAGACGGUACAUACACUGUGAAGUUUUAUGAUGGUGUAGUUCAGACAGUCAAAAACAUUCAUGUCAAAGCUUUUUCCAAAGACCAGAAUAUUGUGGGUAAUGGUAAGCCGAAGGAAAAAGGUAAUGAAAUUCUGUCAUCUCCUGAAAAGCGGGAGAAAUUUAAAGAACAGAGGAAAGCAACAGGUAAUGCAAAGAAAGACAAGGAUGAAAAGACAUUGAAGACUGAGAAGAGAGUUAAGCAACCUGAUAAAGAAGGAAAAUUGAUAGGCAUCUCAGAAAAAGGCAAGGUCUCAGAAAAGAAUAUAUCUAAGAAUGGAAAAGAAGAUAAAGAGAAUAUAUCAGAGAAUGAUAUGGAAUAUUCAGUAGAUACACAAAUUGAGAAGAAGCCUGAGAAUGACAAUGUAAAGAGUCCACAGGAAAACACAAAAGAAACUAAACGAAAACGUGGAAGACCGCCGAUAACACCUCCAACCGAGCCAAGUUCUCAGACGCUGCAGCCCAUAACUUUGGAGUUAAGACAUCGGAAGAUACCUAAAGGAGGCGAAGUUCCAUCAAAGCGUCCCAGGAUUGAAAAAAACUUGUCUCAGGAAAAAUCGAAGAACUCUUCAGAUAAACCUGAAAGAGACCAGAUCAGGAGACGAUCUUCAAGACUCUCAUCUAGUACUAGCCAUGAGAUUUUAAAUACUGAUCAUGUCACAGCUUCAACAGAAAUUCAGCCUUUGCACAACGCAGUCUCUAACCAAAAGGAAUCUGAGAAGGUCCAGUUAGAAAUUCCUGUUGAAUCUGACCAAAGUUUCAGUGAACAAGGAUCUCCUGGGAACACAUCGCAUAGCACAGCACUCAGUACAGAUGCCAGUUUACAGGAGGAAAAAGUUGAAGACCCUGAGUCUUCCUCUGUUACUGUCAGAACUCAAGAACCUUCUGCUGCUACAGUAACAAAACCUUGUAGGGGAGCAGAUUUUCUUGCAUCAAAAAAAGCUGCAACAGUUGAUCAAGAUCACAAGUUUAGAUGCAAGUUCUUGGACUGUUCAAAAUCCUUCCGCAAAGCCAAGCUAUUGCAUUAUCACAUGAAAUACUUUCAUGGAGUGGAAAAGGCUGCAGAAUCCCAGCAGAACCCUGUAAAAAGAAAUAUUCAAACCAGAGCUUCUUUGGCUUCUGAAAAAGCUAAUCAAGAAAGGUCAAAAAGAAGACGGACCACAGUUGGUUCAUUGU
Pterocles gutturalis (yellow-throated sandgrouse) is the source of this 1578-nucleotide messenger RNA. RefSeq names its product PHD finger protein 20-like. The transcript is spliced from 9 exons. Gene Ontology annotation, cellular component: MLL1 complex; NSL complex. Gene Ontology annotation, biological process: regulation of transcription by RNA polymerase II. The annotation marks the transcript as partial. The record is from RefSeq and is a predicted model, not a curated record. Lineage: Eukaryota; Metazoa; Chordata; Aves; Pterocliformes; Pteroclidae.